CAGGCUGGCGAUUUUGUUGGAACAUACCUACCCCGCUCCAACCUGCCAGUCUCACAUUCACUGCCUACAUUCAUCAUUACUUCUAUCAAUCGAGAAGAUGAGUUCUCUGAGAGAUGAAGAGGCCGUUGACACAAACUAUCUCAUUCGAUUGUUCCUUGACGCGCCAGCCGAGGAAACACCUCACGUGGGUGCUAGUCUCAUUGCACGCCUGGCUGAAGGAACGAUUGCUGUGUUCCAGGACAUACAGAAAACUCCGAUUGACGAAGUUAAAGGGAACUUUGAGACGCGAUCAUACCUCGUCAGUCUUGGAAGGAGCUCUGACAGACUUCGACUCUGGUCAGACGGAUACGGAAUCUCCAGCGGAGGCUCCGAUGAUCUCUUUGAGCAAUCUAGUCGACUGCGCGGUGCAAGGCUUGAGGUUCUGUCUAGUGUAGAAUUGACCCUUACUGAGAGACUCGUAGCAUCAACUUGGGGGGCGGGCCCCCUAGGAAAAGCGCAACUUCCAGAGAGCUUCACGACUAAGGUAGAACAGCUACGACAACUGAUACAAGAGACCGAAGACAUAAAAGCAAAGAGUGAACCUUCGACUGGAUCAUCAAGUUAUUACGAUGACAAUAUAUUUCAAAUCACUGCAGAUCUUGAAACAGACACCAGAAGUUUGAUGGACCUCGAUGCCUUAUUUCCUGAGCCCAUUCUGGACACCGGACACAUGAGGCAAUCCCUUCCGUCAUCUUUGCACAAAUGGGAACCUCAUGAACAUUAUUACCACAUCAUCAACAACAGAUUUCCCAAAGCAGAUGAUGGUCUCAUUACCAGUCUCGGAAAAGCCAAUUCUGAGCGAUUCUUGAGAGGGCAAGAGCAAAGGGAAAGUAGUUCUCGCGAAGUGCUGGGACCCAUCCCGUUGCAUCAGAUCGAGAAUUCAGACGCUGCCAGUUCUAAGUUCAAUGAUUCAGGCCUUGGAUCAUCUAUUCCUUCAUCUUAUGCUGAGACAAUCAUAUCGUAUCACGGCGGUGAAGGGACCUCAAUACGCUUACCAUCCCUGCCCAAGUCGGCCAGCAAUGGUUCAAGCUUCUUGUGUAUAGCAUGCGGCCUGCCAACUCUCGCACAAACCAACUCGGCAUGGAAGCGGCACUUGUUCAACGACUUGAGGCCUUGGCAAUGCUUAGAGCCCUCGUGUGGGCACAAGGGCAUCUUCAGCACUCGUGGGGAUUGGGUCUCACAUCUCGCUCUCGACCAUUUUGGGCCUGAAUGGAAAGGAGCCGAGUGCCCACUAUGCCGAAAUGACACUGGUAGUGGCAAGAUCACUAUUCUCAAACACUUCGGGGGUCAUCUUGAGUAGAUUUCUCUUGCUGCUCUGCCUUCAAAUCCCGAUUCAGAGACAGAAAGCCAAAUUUCAGGUACCAGUCAACAAGACGAUACUGCUGACAGUGUAGGCGAUAAGAACAAUCCAACGACAGAAGAUCAGAAAAGUCUUGAGGUACAACAAGCUGUCGAUCUUGCUAAGAAACUAUUUCGCCAAAAACCUGAGGUCUACCAGAAAUGCAAAGAAGGCAUGCGAACAUUUUCAAAGUCUAAGUAUGGGACAACGUCUUCACUUUUAUUCCACGCUUGAUUUUUCAUUAACAUUAUUCGUAGCACUCCAUCGUGUUUCUACGACUGGGCGGUAAAAU
This is a messenger RNA of Colletotrichum acutatum, 1670 nucleotides long. RefSeq lists its product as uncharacterized. The record is from RefSeq and is a predicted model, not a curated record. The transcript is spliced from 2 exons. The coding region runs from base 98 to 1339 and encodes 413 amino acids. Lineage: Eukaryota; Fungi; Ascomycota; Sordariomycetes; Glomerellales; Glomerellaceae.